UCCGGAUAUUGGCUGCUGAUGCUGCAACUGGACUUGAAAUCUCCAUCUUUUUGCCAGACUUGAAGAUUAAACAACAACCGGUCCCAUUUUUUCAUCGCUAAUCAAAGUUCGGUCAAGGAGAUGCCUUGUGAUAUGUUUGUGGCUUUGCCACCAGCUACUAGUGAUGGCUGUGUCAUUUUUGGAAAGAACACUGAUAGACCAACAGGAGAAGUUCAAGAAGUCAUCCAUGUGCCUAAGCAAGACCAUGAGGAGGGAUCAAAAGUCAUGUGUACUUACAUGGAGGUAGAUCAAGUGCCACACACACAUGCAGUGAUCCUAACAAAGCCAGCCUGGAUGUGGGGUGCUGAGAUGGGCGCUAAUGAGCACGGUCUGUGUAUUGGUAAUGUGGCUGUGUGGUCUAAACUCAAUGGCCCUGAUGACCUAAAGGAGAAAUUACUCGGCAUGGACUUUGUCAGGUUGGGUCUGGAGAGAUCUAAAAGUGCCCGGGAGAGUGUUGACAUUAUCACUGGAUUACUGGGACAGUACGGACAGGGAGGACCAUGUGCUGAGGAACCAGGACUUACAAAAAUGGCCUACCACAACAGUUAUGUACUGGCGGACUCCUCAGAGGCUUGGCUUCUGGAAACUGUCGCUUCUCACUGGGCAGCAGUAAAACUUGAAGGAAUCCACAAUGUGUCAAAUGAGCUGUCAAUCACAACCAAGAUUGAUUUGUCUUCUCCUGGCCUGAUAGAGGCAGCUGAGGAGGCGGGGCUAUACAGAAAGGAAGACGGAGACUUCAACUUUUAUCGUGUGUUUUCAGAGGAAUCAUCUGGGUGUUCCUCCAUCUCGCCAGGGUCUGCAAGGUACCUCCAUGGAAAACGUCUUCUUAAGGAAUUCGCUUCCAAAGGCCAGAUUGGGGUUGAGGAGAUGUGUAAGGUCCUUCGUGAUGAGUCCAGUGGUAUCAAUAUGAGUGGUACAUUUACCACCAUGGCUAGCCAAGUGUCGGUGCUUCCACCCCCGGAUUCUGCCACACCUCCUUGUCACUGGUUCACAGCCACACCAAACCCAAGUACCAGCAUCUUUAAACCAUUCAUCUUCUGCCCGCAGGCCAAUAUAGGUGAUCUGACAACUUCCCCUGCAUAUGGAGAUGAUGACCCUGCCAAGAAAUCACCUCGUUUUCAAGGACAAGUUGAUCGAAAACACCCUUUGUACCUUGGGCAUGAAAAUCUACAAUCACUAGUUGAUAAGGAUGAUCCCAAGGGUCAGAUGAUUGUCCAAAAUUUGCAAGAACUUGAAAUUAAGUGUAUGGAAGACAUGGGAGAAAUGAUGAAAGAGUUUGAUGAAAAAAUGUUUAUGAAAGUUUCACAGAUAUUUCUUCAAAUGUGUAAUUUUGAACUCAAUUUUUACAAAUGUUGAAAUUUUUUAAGUAAUGAUGAUUUAAGGAAAAAAAAAACGCCAAAGGAAUGACUAUGCUUACAUAACGUCUUCGCAGUUAACACAAUUGUAUGAAAUACAAUUGAUCAUCAAUUUAAGCAUUUAGUUAGAUUACUAGUGAUCCUGUUUGGAUUUAAAUUCCCACACUACUAUUUAAAACAUUUCAAAUUUAAAUUUCAGUCUUGAACUUUGCAAAUGCACUAUGUGUUAUACUUUCAAGUUUUCAGAAUUCUCUCAAGGUAAAAAAUGUAUUAACAACUGGGCAGUUUGAUAUUCCUGGUAAGGCAGUGAUAGCCAGAGGAUAAACAGUUAAUGGAUUUCCAUGAAUUACAAAGACAAAAAAAAUCAUAGGGCAAAGGUCAUGAAAAUACAUACUGUUAUACAGGUAAAAGAUAGAGGUAAGCCAAAAACUGUUUUUAUGCAAAAUGUUGGACAGUCUAUGGCUUGCCAACUCUGUAAAAGUUAAGGUAACAGACAGUUUGGGACUUAAAAUUACUUUACAUACGGAUUUUCGGAUGUCAACGUUGGUCAGCUAUUGUCACAUUGGAUAGAUUCAAUAUCUGUUGAGGAUGUCCACCAUAAAGACUACUUGCAUUGUUUAACAUAUUGGACAGCUUUUAGAUAUGGUUGGUACCUGUGCUGUAUACAUGAGGGCAUUCAUAAACAAAUUUCAUCAACUGAGUACAUGUGUAGCUUACUGAACUUACUUUUAUCCAAGUUCAUAAAUGUAGAAUUUUGUCUCAUUCCAAUUAUGCUUUCAGAUGGCGAGGAAGUUUUUAUAACAUAAAAACAAUUACAACAUAAAAGACACUACUACAGAUAUAGAUGAGGUACAGAAACAGAUGAGAUCUUAUUUAUAGAAGGGAAACAUGUACCUUGGCCAAACUUCAGUAUCCAAGUUUAUAUGUUUUCCAGGAUUUCUAAAGAAGAAAUGAGGGAAAUAACUUGAUAAGUGUUAGACACUGUAGAGAUUCACAAUUUGUAUUGCGGAUGGUGAUGUUGUCUCUUCAAGUUUAUGGAAAACAAAACUGUGUGGGCAUUCUUAAGAGUGUUUAUUGUAUGGAUUAAACAGCAUCUGAUACCAUCCAAAAUCAAGGACUAAAGAAUAAGAAAAAAAAUUCCUGUGACUUAUUGUAUUUACCCGUCUUGUAGAUGGAUUGUAUCUGGAAAAUUGUAAAUGGUAAUUUCUUGCUUAAAACAUUGAAUUUGCCAACACUGUUUUGUAUAUAAUGUAUUGCACUUAUCUCUGAAUUUAAAUGACUGAUUUAGAUGUAAUUUACAAAAUAGUGAUAUAUAUAAUGUUUCUGAUUCCUUUCUCCAUUUACUUUUCUAAUUUUUUUAUCAGAUUUUGCGAAGUUUUUUUCCUUCUCUAUUUUGCUAGUCUUGAUCUUGUAAUUUUGAUUCCUUAUUUUGUCCUCAAUUUUGCUUGAAGUGAUUUAAUUGACAAUAGCAAGUGAUAUGUGAUAUGUGUUGAUGUAACUUUUCAUAGUGGUAAAGUUUAUGUUAUUUAUGGGUCUUCUGAUUCAAAUCAAAUUAAUGAAAUUGGAGAAAGAAAUCUUGUUUACUUUUAUUUACACCCCUGUCUCAGAUGAACUUCAUAUUUAGAAGGCUAAAGCUUGUUGAUAACCAGUGGUUCAGUGUAGGUGAUAAUUAGAACUCACUGCUCGGGUAACUGGCUUCAGGUGUUUACCUUUUUAUUGGAAUUUAAUGAUUACAAAUGUCAAAUUUAUUCAAAUUUUUUAUUUUUUCCAAAGGAAUGUGAUUUUCAUGUGUUUUCUGCAAGACUUCAAAAGUUAACUUGCCUAUAUGUUUACCUAUUGUAUGUUUACACGUGUUUGGGUUUUUUUAACUGGUUGUUCCCUGCAAGGCUUCAAAAGUUAUCUUGCCUAUAUGUUUACCUAUUGUAUGUUUACACGUGUUUGGGUUUUUUUAACUGGUUGUUUCCUGCAAGGCUUCAAAAGUUAUCUUGCCUAUAUGUUUACCUAUUGUAUGUUUACACGUGUUUGGGUUUUUUUUAACUGGUUGUUUCCUGCAAGGCUUCAAAAGUUAACUUGCCUAUAUGUUUAUGUCUUCAAGAUGUAAUUUGAAUUAUAUUUUCCUUAUGCAAACCAAACUCUGUUUACUUGAUUUUGUUUUUUUUAUUGGUUGUUUUGUGCGAGACAUAAACAUUUUAUUAUGUAUUUAAAUAUAUCUGUUAUAAUUUGAAAUAUGUUUUUCCAAACACAAAUAUUUUUCAUGUUAUUUUUAAGCAAGGCUUGAAAAGUAAUCUUGUACGUUGAUUGUUUGUUGUAAUUUACAUUAUUCCUCAUACCGCUACAAGAUGUAUUUAUACAAUGUACACUAUAUGUAUGUUUACAAUACACUUUAUGUAUGUUUACAAUCAUGUUUAUUCAAGUUAAAUUAUACACAUUUUUAUUCAGCUAGAUUGUGAAUAGUUAUGUUCACAAGUAUUGAAUUUAUUUGUUUUGUUUGGCACUUUUUAUUUCAUGUAAUUGUAGAAAUUGAGAGUACAGGUCACCUUACGAGCCUUGGCUAGUUUAGUUGUGCGGAAGAGUGUCCGGUAAAGACUGAAGGAUCGCUGGUUUGAACCCCAGCGUUGAAAGGAUGUUUUUCAUUACUCUUUCCUAUUACAUAAUUAUAUAAAUAUAUAUAUAUAAAAAAAUAGAGUUCCACAGGGGAUACAAAUCAAGGGCACUGAAUAAAGAGAGUUACUCCCCCUUCUUAUGGUAUAAAAUGUUACACACAGGGAAGAUUUGAUAUGCAUAUAUACAAAUGUAAACACAUGUGUAAUGGUUGAUAUACACAGCCUGCCAAUCAUAUUGUAGUAUGUCCAUGUAAACAUACAGUAUAGUAGGUCUUUGUUAGUUGUUGUUAGGUAUUGUAAACAGUUGUAAACAUUCCAGUUGUAGUGUAUAUCCUAUUGUAUCUAGUCGUCAGAAGUAAUAAUUUCUUGUGUAAUGUGUUUAUAUUAGAUCUCAGAAAAUCCUCCAUUGAUGAACUUGUCUCUCCCACCUUACAUACAUACAGUAAUGUAUUACUUCUGAUGUGUUCAAAAUGUAUAACAUGUUUAUUGAUCUGCAGUAUUAUGAUGUAUUCAAAAGUUGUUUGUGUGUUUGUAUUCUGUUGUUAAGUAAAGCUGAUUUACCAUC
This is a messenger RNA of Ylistrum balloti, 4562 nucleotides long. RefSeq names its product secernin-3-like. Gene Ontology annotation, molecular function: cysteine-type exopeptidase activity; dipeptidase activity. The transcript is spliced from 6 exons. The coding region runs from base 121 to 1395 and encodes 424 amino acids. The record is from RefSeq and is a predicted model, not a curated record. NCBI's taxonomy places the organism in Eukaryota, Metazoa, Mollusca, Bivalvia, Pectinida, Pectinidae. Gene Ontology annotation, biological process: proteolysis.